This is a messenger RNA of Peronospora farinosa, 1440 nucleotides long. The record is from the annotation of a GenBank genome assembly. NCBI's taxonomy places the organism in Eukaryota, Oomycota, Peronosporomycetes, Peronosporales, Peronosporaceae.
AUGAUCCUGGACGCGAUUCGGUGGAUGGAUGCGUCGAUAGUGAAUCCUGUUGCGACGCGAUUGGCCGGAUCUGUGGCCAACCCGGCAGUGCUGAGCUUCUUGCUGUGGGAACGACUAAAGACACUGACGCCGCAGCGCGCACGUGAUUUGAUGCGGCUACUGUCCACUGCAGUGGCCAAUGCCUUGGGUGUUCUUCGUGCUGAGAGGGGCAAGCAGCUUGGAGUUAGCUCCAAGCAACUGCACAAGGACUUUCUGCGAGCUGCCAGUAGCCGCAGCGGUCGAGAGGUGGUGUUAAAUAGCGUGGCUACAAUGGCUAAGGUGGCGCAGGCACUCAACACACCCGAGACCAAGGCAGCUACGCAGCAGCUUUUUCAGACGCUGCAGUCCGUGGUGGACUUCUUUGCAAGCUACGAUGGACGACGCAUUAUUUCGAGUACUGGCCAGUGUCUUACUAGUGUUACUGAGGUGACAGCGUCACCUGAAGCCUCCAUUUUCUUGGCGGAACUAGCCACGAACAUCUUGCACACGCUCGAAAGUGACGCAAAACGGCAACAUUCGAGUCCUGCUAAAGAGGAGGAGGAAGUGAAGGAAAAGAAGGAGGAAGAACAAGACGGGCGAGAACGGGAGGUUGAUCAGGAGCUACCGCGUGAGACAGAGGCGGACCAUGAAAGGGAUCAUAAAGAUUCGUACUCACCGGCCUCUUCGAUGGCCAAAACACGGCGGAGUUUCGACACGGAAUCCAUGCCAUCGUCAGCACCUGGAACUCCUACAAUAGGAAUGUUUACGCCUCACGAACCGGCACACGGACAUAUGUCGUCGUCAUUUGCCAUGCUAUCGGGGAUGCGGCGUCAGGCGCUGAUAUCGCCGCCUGCAGAGAAAAGUAGAAGCUACCGCUCGGCACGCAUUGAAAAGGAGGUGUUGCUGAAGUUGGGAGUCGACCCGUCAUUGCUCAGCGAGAUCCAGCGUGUGCUAGAUGUUGUCGCUGCUGACGAAGAAGAGAAAGAACUGGCGGAAUUGCAGCGUCGGCGUGAAGAGGCAGAUAUCUUUUCAAGUUUAGUAGUGUCUGAGUCGGCGAACGCGGGUAUCACGCACGCGUUUGGCAAUGACGAGGAUGAAGAAAAAACUGAUGAUGUCACCCACGGUAACGAAGGAGUGUCGGACCCGACAUCAGAACUGCUUCCUGAAUGGCACGAGAAGCCGCUGCGGGAGGCACUUCGACGUCGCCACGCCCACGCUGAAGCAUCAAUGGAGGAACGAUAUUCUGCACAUCGUCAAGUUCGCGAGAUGGCGGCGGUGCUGGCUCGACGCAAUAUUGAGCAUGGAGACCUCCAACCUGGUGAUAUUGUGGCUUGCCGGAUUAUAGCCCGGAUGAUCGUAUACGGUGCGGGUCUGUCCUUGCUGCUGUCGGGGUACCUGCUCAGUCGAAAGCUCUUUGGUUGA